Molecule: messenger RNA, 417 nt
Organism: Vicia faba (fava bean)
Lineage: Eukaryota; Viridiplantae; Streptophyta; Magnoliopsida; Fabales; Fabaceae
Source: the annotation of a GenBank genome assembly
AUGCAAUAUCACUGUAUCAAUGAGGAAGAUGCUUCUGGUCUUAUACACAAGCAAUUUCCUUCAUGGCUAAAGGAAUAUGUAAAUGAUGAGAUAAAUGGAACACCUAGCCCAUACGUGAAGGCAUUAGCUCUUGGUCCUAAUCAUAAGGCAACGCCGUGGCACAUCUACUUUGUUAACGGGUUAUGCCGGACACGACAUAUGCCACCCGGGGCUCUAGCUGUAAACAUAUAUUGCUUGAAGCAUGACACAAGGAAAAAAAGCACCACUUCUAGCUUGCGUCAAAGAACACAAGCUCCUUCACCGCAUCAAACCACCACAACACCACCACCACCUCAUACAACCACAACACCUUCCAUGCCUCUUACAACCCUAACACCUCCACUGCCUCAGACAAUCGAAGUAGCAUCACAGCCUUAG